GUUUCCGAUACUUAUUCCUGCAUCUUAGUGCUUAGCAUCCCAAUCAGCAUUCAGAGAAUUGUCAGAAAUGCUCAUACCUAUGGGUCCUUAUCCGCGAUCACUGGACUUCGGCCUCGUCCUCCGAUGCUCGUCCUCCGAUACGCGCGGAUAGGCGAUGAGUUGGCGGCGUGUUCGCAAUAACGUGGAUCAGCGUGAGCAGCUUGCAGCUGUAUGGUGUAUAUGAACUCGGCCCGUCGCGUUCUUUCUUAGACCACCGCGACUUACUCGCCUCAAGCGCACUUCAGACUUCACAGACCGCAAAGUACCCGUACCACCUGGGUUCUCAAACACAUCAAACCUUAACACCACUGGUAGCAAUCAGGAAAGAUGGCGCAAGGCUGGCGACAACUCGAUGUUGGUGUCAUCGGCGGUGGAAUUGGAGGAAUGUCCGUGGCUAUCGCCCUCCGCCGUGCUGGACACAACGUUACCGUCUAUGAGAAGCACGACUUUGCCGGUGAGGUCGGCGCAUCAGUGUCCUGUGCAGCAAACGGCACAAGAUGGCUACACGAGUGGGGAGUCGAUGUCCAAAAGGGCGACCCCGUGGUCUUGAAGUCGCUCAUCAACCGUGACUGGAAGACUGGCGAGCCUGUAUCAACAUUCAGCCUUGAUGAUUAUGAGCAGAAGUGGGGAUACGCGUACAACAUGUUCCAUCGCCAGUAUAUGCACGCAAUGCUGAAGGACUGCGCAUUGCAGGGGGAGGGUGCAGGUCCACCAGCGAAGUUGCUGGUCAACCACGCUUGUCAGGAUAUCAAUCUCAAGGCUGGCACUGUCAUAUUUAAGAACGGUGUCACCGCCAAACACGACCUUAUUGUUGGCGCAGAUGGCAUCGGCUCAGCUGUACGCGGUAUUCUCGGGAUACAUCCAGCAAAGCGCCCAGCAGAGUCAAGCUGUCUGCACGCCAACGUCAGCACCGAUCAGGCCGUCAAGCUCGGUCUGGUAGACUACUCCCAAAACGAUGCUCUGGAGUACUGGGGCGGCCAAGACGGCACCUGGGACAAGAUCGUGCUUUCGCCCUGCAACGGUGGCAAGCUGCUCUCCUACUACUGCUUCUUCCCCCGUGAGAGGGGCGACUACACAACACAGGCGUGGGGUGCUGAUGACCGGCCUGUCGAAGAAUUGCUCGCUCCUUACCCAGAGCUGGAUGCACAGGUCAAGGCGCACCUGGCAAUUGGUGUCGAGGUACAGCCGUGGAGGCUAUGGGUGCACGACCCCUACCCAUACCUCCAGAAGAGUAACGUCUGCUUGUUGGGUGACGCAGGUCACCCGAUGAUGCCUCACCAGAGCCAGGGCGCUUGCAUGGCCAUUGAAGACGCCGCAGCAAUUGGAAUCAUCUUCAACAAGUCCUACUUCCAGGGCGAUGUCCGGGAAGCACUCGAAGUCUACGAGAAGGUCAGGUUGCCGCGUGCCACCCGCGUGCAGGCAGCAGCAGCAAAAGCAGCGUACAACAUUAACGAGCGCAUUGGCUUCUCAGCAAACAAGGACAACUGCGCGACAUACAAGGUCGAAGAUGAGAAGAAGACGCUGACUAUCGAGGAGAUGAAUGCGUACGACAUGUACAAGGACGUCGAGGAGAAGCUGACGCAGGUCCGAGGCGAGAAGUUCCUUGCACCGUACGUUUCUGGGUUACCAAUUGGCUUGCAGAUGCCGAAUGGUGUGAUUGUUGGAGCGUGAGCACUACUUACUAUGUGUCGGGUUUGUUUAUUGUAUGGUCACUUUAGCGUCGUGUUCAAUUUCUGGAUAGCCCCUUCAAGCAUCCACUCCCCCACCGGUCUUAGUAAGAGGUGCAGCAGGCCUCGUACUUGUACGAAAUACAUCUUAUUAGGAAGCUUUUAUUGCAAACUUCGACAUGAUUAC
Messenger RNA from Didymella exigua CBS 183.55, 1893 nucleotides. Its product is annotated as FAD/NAD(P)-binding domain-containing protein. The coding region runs from base 367 to 1710 and encodes 447 amino acids. The record is from RefSeq and is a predicted model, not a curated record. Lineage: Eukaryota; Fungi; Ascomycota; Dothideomycetes; Pleosporales; Didymellaceae. Gene Ontology annotation, molecular function: FAD binding; monooxygenase activity. The transcript has 3 exons.